Messenger RNA from Merops nubicus (carmine bee-eater), 1472 nucleotides. It is a transcript of the gene PPP1R16B, whose product is annotated as protein phosphatase 1, regulatory subunit 16B. The annotation marks the transcript as partial. Gene Ontology annotation, cellular component: cytoplasm. The record is from RefSeq and is a predicted model, not a curated record. Gene Ontology annotation, molecular function: phosphatase regulator activity; protein binding; enzyme inhibitor activity. NCBI's taxonomy places the organism in Eukaryota, Metazoa, Chordata, Aves, Coraciiformes, Meropidae. Gene Ontology annotation, biological process: establishment of endothelial barrier; regulation of sprouting angiogenesis. The transcript is spliced from 9 exons.
UGUGCUACUUGCUGAAGAGCAACAUCAGCCCAGACCUGUGCAAUGAAGAUGGAUUAACUGCACUGCAUCAGUGCUGCAUAGACAACUAUGAAGAGAUAGUGAAGCUUCUCCUCAACCAUGGGGCCAACGUCAACGCGAAGGACAACGAGCUGUGGACUCCACUGCAUGCAGCAGCUACGUGUGGUCACAUCAACCUGGUGAAGAUCCUCAUCCAGCAUGGAGCAGACUUGUUGGCAGUGAAUGCAGAUGGCAACAUGCCAUAUGACCUCUGUGAGGAUGAGCCAACCCUGGAUGUCAUUGAGACUUGCAUGGCCUACCAAGGAAUUACACAGGAGAGGAUCAAUGAGAUGAGAGCUGCCCCAGAGCAGGUCAUGAUCUGUGACAUUCAUGACAUACUUGCCACUGGACAAGACCUGAACAGGACUGAUGCCCAAGGUGCUACACUGCUGCACAUAGCUGCAGCCAAUGGUUAUCUGCAUGCUGCUGAAGUCCUGCUGGACCAGGGAGCAAGCCUGGAUGUUAAGGACUGGGAUGGCUGGGAACCUCUUCAUGCUGCUGCUUUUUGGGGACAGAUGCAGAUGGCUGAGUUGCUUGUGUCCCAUGGGGCUAGUUUGAGUGCCAGGACAUCUUUGGAUGAGAUGCCAAUAGAUCUGUGCGAAGAGGAGGAGUUCAAAGUGUUGCUUCUGGAGCUGAAACACAAACACGACGUGAUCAUGAAGUCUCAGAUGAGGCAUAAAUCCUCCCUGAGCAGAAGGACCUCCAGCACUGGCAGCCGGGGGAAGGUGGUGAGGAGGGCCAGCCUCUCCGACAGAACCAACCUCUACAGGAAGGAGUGUGAGAAGGAGGCCAUGGUCUGGCAGCAGCUGGGGGCAGCAGAAGAAGGAAGAAACUUGGGUCUCAUUGGAGAUAUUGGGGAGACUCGUUCUGACCAGGAGAAUACAGACCCUAAUUCAGUGCUGGAGAACGCCUCCCUCCUCCCAGAGUUAGCGAACAAAAGCACCCAGUGUGACUCUGAAAUCCCCCUGCAGAAUGGACUGCUGGCACCUGCCAGCCCUUACCAGUACCCCUUCUCCAACGGGGACGUUUGGAGCAUGCACCCCGACCCCGAGAGCACCCCAGGCCACGUAAUGCCCUACGGCAGCCCGGGGCUCCCUGACCCCCAGCACUUCUGGGGGGCCUACAAGGAGCACAACCACCACACGCUGUCGGAGCUGAAGCGGCAGCGGGCUGCAGCCAAGCUCCUCAGCCACCCCUUCCUCAGCACCCACUUCAGCAGCAGCAGCAUGGGAGGAGCUGCUGAGAACGGGGCCGAGGCCAAGUCUCACCUCCUUGGGUCCAGGACUUCCCCCUACAGCUCCAAUGGGACCCCAGUGUACUACACAGUGUCCAGCGGUGACCCGCCCCUCCUGAAAUUCAAGGCUCCCAUGGAGGAGAUGGAGGAGAAGGUGCAUGGGUGCUGCAGGAUUUCCUAG